This is a messenger RNA of Micropterus dolomieu (smallmouth bass), 186 nucleotides long. RefSeq lists its product as uncharacterized. The record is from RefSeq and is a predicted model, not a curated record. NCBI's taxonomy places the organism in Eukaryota, Metazoa, Chordata, Actinopteri, Centrarchiformes, Centrarchidae.
CGUACCUACGAAUAUGCAAAUCAUUGUGAAAAAACUGCCUUAUAAGCUGAGAGAUUAUUGGAGAAGUGUGGCCUGCGAUAUUCAUGAGAAGUCUCAUCGCAGAGCUAUGUUCUCAGAUAUUGUGAAGUUUGUUGAGAGGCAAGUCAAGAUGGCGAGUGACCCUCUUUUUGGAAAUAUACAAGAGAC